UGAUGACUAACCACAGAAGGCGGUAUGACAUCACCAACCCUGCCAGGAAUCAUUUGCUAGUUGUUCCUCACGCUUAGCAAGUUGCUUCGAAUACUGUAUGAUUUCAUGAAAGGAGCAAAAACUACUUUAGACCGUUGAGUUAUUUGCAACCAGGGAGAAACACAAAAGUGUCUGACCAGUCUGAAACAAUGUCUUUCAUCCCAGGACAACCAGUUACUGCUGUUGUGCAACGGAUAGAGAUCCGCAAACUCCGCCAGGGUGAACACUUAAUCCUGGGUUUCAGCAUUGGAGGAGGAAUAGACCAAGACCCUGGCCAGAACCCCUUCUCUGAAGACAAGUCAGACAAGGGCAUCUAUGUGACACGGGUGACACCAGAGGGACCAGCAGAAGUUGCAGGCUUGAUGAUGGGAGACAAAGUAAUGCAGGUGAAUGGAUGGGAUAUGACCAUGGUGACACACGAUCAGGCACGCAAACGGCUGACAAAGAAGAACGAAGAUGUCGUGCGGCUACUGGUGACCAGGAAAUCACUGGAGCAGGCUGUCAGACAUUCUAUGAUGUAAUGACUCCAAACAGUAGCAGCGGCUUGGUGACCUCAUUGUCUUUCGACAGUUGGCGUCCCUCCUAUGCAACGCUAGUCCUUUCGUGCAGAAGGAGUUUGCUAUCUGACGUAAGACAAUGCCAGUGACCGAGAGCACAGUAUUCCAAAGCUUUUCUCGCAUACUGUAAGGUUGGGGUGAAUUCCAUAUAAAUUCUGUCAAUGUAUGAGGUAGAAAGAAAAUGCUAUUCAAGAAUAGAAAAUUGCCAUUUAUUUUCCUACAAGGAUUUUUCACUUCCUGAAUUGAUGGAGUUGAAAUGGAAUUGAUUACAGUCCUACUCACAUUUUCCCAAUUCAAACAUGGUACAACCCUUUAAUAACAUCGCUAUAGAAUCAAUAUGGUGCUAGUUAUUGGGAUCAUUAAUGCUUUUACUAGCUGACAUGAGCAUGACUUAUUAAGUAAUUAGUACAUUUCAUUACAGUUUAUGAUCUGUCAUUUUAUGUUUUCAAGUCAACGUCUUUACAAGCCAAAGGAAAACAGUGCCAAGAAACUGUAGAUUGAAAGAGGUUGCUUUGCAAACACAUGCAGACAAAGCACAUAGCAUUUAUCUGCUACAGUAAUUUGUAUGUAUUCCAUAGAGGCUUCCUGCUUAUAUGAAUUAUUAUGUUUGAGUUUAAUGUAUGGCAUUAAUAACAAUGUAACACUUAGUGCUUAACACUGCUUUGUGUUGGGGGAAUUGGGCUUGGAUUAUAUAUUUUGGUAUCUUUAUCCAUGCAGUGCAUCUACCAAACUAACAAGCGCAGCCAAACUGCAUACUUUAUAUUUCAUUAUACACUAAUUGUACUUGUCUACCAAAUACUGUAAUAUUGAUUUGAGGAUUGGACUUUUGUAGGUAGUGUAGCAGGAAGACAGUUACGUCUCAUUCUCAACCAUCUGGGUAUAAUUAAUCUGGUGUUGCCAUCAUUGCCUGGAAAUCAAGGCAAGAGUAUAGUCAAUUUUAAGUGCCUUCUUUCUCAGGUUCAUAUAGAGAAAGUGGCAUGUUGGAUUGUUAAUUAGGUCGCUUGCUGGUUGAUGUCAGACAGCUAAUACACUUUAGUUGCAUGCUGGACCAACGUUGAAGGAUCAAAUUAAAUGAAAGAGACGUUUGAAUACGCACAGCCUUAAAUUAGACUCUAGUGAUUGUACCGCUAAAACGUGAUGGCGCCAAUAGGGUUUUUGUAUUCACGCUGUUUUCCAUUCCUAUAUUGUUCAACGAUAUUGCAUUUAUCACUGCCUCAGCCAUGUUUUACACAGCGAUGCCUCACUGAUUUAAUCCAAUCUUAUCAAUUCCUAUUCAAAUGGAUCAAAGGUAAAGUGAUAUUGUAAUGUGGAUUACAAUGGUACCUAAUAUACAUACACGUCCUAGUAUGUUCUACUAAUGAAAUAUUUUGUAUGGUUUUGUUUUUGUUAGAAUUCUUUGAAUUGGGAGAUUAUCAUGAUAUACUGUAUUGUUGGCAGAGUGACAUAACUUAGUCUACACACAACUUUGUAAAGAAUAAACACUUUAAAAGCCUGCCCAACCUUUUGAUAAAUGUAGCCUUGCAUGAACAUUUUCUAUAAUUACUCCAAGUAUAUGACGAAAACCUUUGAUAUUACUAUUUUGGCAAAUGAUUGUAUACUGGACACUUUCCGAAUGUUCUUUAACAUAAAUCAAAUUGAACUGAAA
Coregonus clupeaformis (lake whitefish) is the source of this 2241-nucleotide messenger RNA. RefSeq names its product tax1-binding protein 3. The record is from RefSeq and is a predicted model, not a curated record. The transcript is spliced from 4 exons. Gene Ontology annotation, cellular component: postsynaptic membrane; adherens junction; postsynaptic density. Gene Ontology annotation, molecular function: protein binding. Gene Ontology annotation, biological process: neurotransmitter receptor transport postsynaptic membrane to endosome; neurotransmitter receptor transport, endosome to postsynaptic membrane. NCBI's taxonomy places the organism in Eukaryota, Metazoa, Chordata, Actinopteri, Salmoniformes, Salmonidae. The coding region runs from base 189 to 560 and encodes 123 amino acids.